AUGGCAGCCACAUGCAGGUCAUGGUAUGGCAUCUUUGUGUUAAUUGUCAUGGCAUCAUAUACUAUGGCCUAUCCAAGUGCUCCUGGUGCUUGUGAUGUAGAGCUAAUGGCCACUCAGGGCCAUGGUCCUUCUCAGAGUACUUGCGAUCAAUGCUAUACAAUCAAUAUCAUCCCAAUCACAUCACCUAAUUCAUUGCUUACAGUUCAGAUUACUGGCCCUGUCAAGUACCAAGGGAUAUUGCUACAAGUUAAAAAUGAACUCAACCAAACCGUCGGUAUGUUUACAGACUAUAGCGAUUCCGAUUUUGCGCCGGUCGCAUGUGAUGAUGAAGCUGGAGACGAAAACUUUGGUGUACUUGGGCAUUCCAACCCAAGUCCAAAGUCAUGGCCUUUUAAUGUAGGCUGGACAAUUGAGACGAUACAAUCAAAAACCCAGUUGCGAGUCCAGGGCAUGGUUGUGAUCGAUUAUGACAACUACCAUGUAUUACCAGAAACGCCUUUUAAAAUUAAGAGAGUUCCCACUAUCUCUAAACCUACUACUUCAACAUUGGAUACUUCAACAGUCUUGGAAGAUUUACCUACCAAAGACAAAAAUUAUCCUACUCUCAUUGAUAAAGAAGACCCAUUUGUUACAUUGCACACACCUACUCCCACAUUGAUUGUCGAAGCUCCUCAAUUCGUGAAGCCAAAGCAACCAAACCAAUUAUUCUUCCAAGUUCUAUGUCUUGUCUUUGGCAUGUACCUUAUUAUGUCUUUUGGACGUUGUCAAUAUCGACGUAAAAAACGCUCUUUAACCACAUCUAGUGUUGAUCAAGAAGCUCAACAAUCACUUGUUUCCAAAUACGCAUAG
This is a messenger RNA of Phycomyces blakesleeanus NRRL 1555(-), 849 nucleotides long. RefSeq lists its product as hypothetical. The record is from RefSeq and is a predicted model, not a curated record. The coding region runs from base 1 to 849 and encodes 282 amino acids. Lineage: Eukaryota; Fungi; Mucoromycota; Mucoromycetes; Mucorales; Phycomycetaceae. The transcript has 3 exons.